AUGGCUGAGGAGCUGAACGAGAUGCCGGAAGUCGUCAAUCACAACGAGAGCACUUUGAUGGCCCUGUCCAAGUGAGUUUUACUUGUCGUUUUCAUAAAUUCACUUCCAUUUUCCAGUGCUCAAGCUCGUCUUCGCCGUCUGGAUCUACUCGACGCUACCCACGAAGUGCGUUCGGUGGACGGAGAGCUCAAGAGACUUCCACGUCAGAUGGAGCAAGUGAAGGAGGGGCAAGUGGAGAACAACGCCGGAGGCUUCGUAUUCCCGGUCUCCGACGAGACUCAAGUCCGUCGCUUCCUAAUUAUCGGAUCCGAUAAGGGAAGUUAUCAUCAGACUGCGGAGAAGAUCACCAUGGACAACGCCCAGGCCAUCAUCAGAAUAAUCGAGAAGGGCGACGGACACAUGGUGCUCCGUGAGCUCUCUCUGAUCAACUCGGCCAAUCGCAACCCGAAAAUGAACGCUAUGAUCUUCACACUGGCGCUCUGUGCCAAAAUCUCGACUCUCGACUUCAGCAAAAAGCAGGAAUGUCCGAUGCUCCAAGCUUAUUCGGAAUACAUCAGAGAGUUGCACUCGGCCGCUCUCAAACUCCUCCCGGAUGUCUGCCGCACUCCGUCUCAUCUGUUCGAGUUCAUUGAUUACAGUCAGACUAUCGCCCACAGCACGAGGGCAGGAGCUUCAAAGACGUCCACCGGAUGGGGCCGUUCUCUCCGCUUGGCCAUCAGCAACUGGUACAAGAGCAAGACUGUCGAGAAGUUGGCGAUGUUGCUGACCAAGUACCCACAGAGAGAGGGAUGGUCUCAUCGCGAUCUGUUCCGUCUGGCCCAUCCGAUGGUUGGCCACAAUUCUGGAUCCGAUGUGAAUCGUUUGGAGAAGGAGCAACUGUUCCGUUAUGCCGUCAAGGGAGAUUUGUUGCCGAGAAAACGGAAGAUGACUCCGGAGCAGAAGGAAGAAGCCGAGAAGACUUCCACCAAGAAGUUCACGUACACUGAGGCCCAGCUGGUACAAGAAGAGAAGAGCAGGUCCGCUUUUGACCACUCUUUGUCAGAGUAAGAACUAAUGUUUCGUUUUUCAGUGCCCUCGAUCUCGUUGAGGCUUACCUCAAGCUGAAGCAGGAGAAGAGUGAGGCCGUGAUUGUGGAGGCGAUCAAGAAGCACGGACUCGUUCGCGAGCACCUUCCGACCGACAGUCUGAACUCGAAGCUCGUCUGGCAGACGCUGUUCGACGUUCCGAUGCCGAUGACCGCGAUGAUUCGGAACUUGGCGAAGAUGACGUUGGUCGGAGCGCUCGAUCAGGAGCGUGUGGACAUCCUCGUAAAGAGACUAACCGACCAGGAGGAGCUCCGACGCGCUCGCAUCCAUCCGCUCACUCUUCUGACCGCUCGUGCCACCUAUGAACAAGGAAGAGGCGACAAGGGAAAGCUCACGUGGCAGCCGAUCAAGGAAGUGUGCGAGGCUCUCGAGGCCGGAUUUUACAAGUCCUUUGUCAACGCUGCGGCCACCGGAAAGCGCUACUGUCUGGCUCUCGACGUGUCCGGAAGCAUGGGCUGUUCCGUGAGCUCUUCGCCUCUGAAAUGUCGCGAUGCAGCCAGUGCCAUGUCUCUCAUCAACCUGCACAAUGAAGCCGAAGUGAAGUGUGUGGCUUUCUGCAACACCCUCACUGAACUGCCGUUCACCAAGGAUUGGACUAUUCGCCAGGUCAAUGACUACGUCAAAAAUCUAGAGGUAAUUUCAAUCCCAUUCUCUAAUUGCCUUCAAUCAGAUUUUAUUUCAGUUCGGCUCCACCGACUGCGGUCUUCCAAUGACGUGGGCGAUGAAAAACAAUCACAAGUUCGACGUCUUCAUCAUCUACACGGACUGCGACACGUGGGUUGGCGACGUUCACCCGUUCGAAGCGAUCAAGCAGUACCGCGAGGCUUCGGGAAUCCACGACGCCAAGGUGAUCGUGAUGGCGAUGCAGGCCUACGACUACACCAUCGCCGAUCCGUCGGACGCCGGAAUGCUCGACAUCUCCGGAUUCGACUCGGCCGUCCCGCAGAUCGUCCACGAAUUCGUUACCGGAAAGAUCUAA
Molecule: messenger RNA, 2064 nt
Organism: Caenorhabditis sp. 36 PRJEB53466
Lineage: Eukaryota; Metazoa; Nematoda; Chromadorea; Rhabditida; Rhabditidae
Source: the annotation of a GenBank genome assembly